GUUAGAGAGAUCAGUGACUGGACUGUCUCCACCAUGUGCGGAGCGUCCUGGUUACGCCGCAGGGGCAUCAAUCCCGGAUACUUGGCGUUGAAACUGACUCUCGGGGUCUUCUCUACCCUUUUCUGGCUCUUGGGACUACUCAUCUUGUGUAUUGGCAUUUAUGCAGAAGUGGAAAGGCAGCAGAACAAGACGAUGGACAGCCUCUUUCUUGCUCCAGCCAUCAUCCUGUUGCUGCUGGGCUUGAGCAUGUUCACAGUCUCCUUUGCUGGCAUGGUUGGAGCUCUCCGAGACAACCGACUGCUGCUUAAAGUGUUUAAGUGGACGCUUGUCACUGUGGUGGUGCUGCAGUUGGUUUUCAUAAUCGUCAGCCUUUUAUGCCAGAAUAAGGUGCUUCUGUUAUUUAAAGCCAAUGUGCGUGAGGGGAUUAAACACUAUUAUGAUGACUUGGAUUUCAAAAACAUUCUGGAUCGCAUCCAAGUCAAGUUUUCAUGCUGUGGGGGAGAUGAGUACAUGGACUGGGCUGUGAAUCAAUACCAUGCUUGUGAUGCACCAGGACCAAUGGCCUGUGGCGUACCGUAUACCUGCUGUAUGAGCAAACAGGGAGAUGUCAUCAACACUCAGUGUGGAUACCAGACACUACAUAAAGAGCGUUUCGAGGUUGACACAAUCAUCUAUGUCCGAGGCUGUGUCGAUGCCAUCAGCUUGUGGUUUAUGGAUAACAUUGGUAUCACAGUGGGAAUUCUUGCCGCAUUACUUCUGCCACAGGUUAUUGGAAUAGUGCUGAGCUGCCUGUACCUGAAGACACUAUCCCAACAUAAGGAUGAAUUUGACGGAUUCAGAAUUCCUUAUGAGCUGCUGGAUCUUUCAGGGGCAGGAUGGUGCCUGUGUCUGCCCAGAGAGGAAGGUUACCAACCAGUGGAGAGAGCUGAGAGCAAUGCUGACACUCCAGAUGCAGUGAGUUCUGUUCAAGAAAUGCAACCGAUGAACACAGAACAAGAAGUGAACUGAGCUAAGAUUCCAAGAGCCAACGAAUGUUAAAGUUUGUCACCUGUCAGCUCGACAACACUGAACAGAGAUGUGCUGGGUUUGACAUUCUCCAUAUGUAAUGUGACUGGCUUUUGUUAAAUUUGUCGAGGUGUGGGAGACAAUUUCAUGCACUUGUUAGUAAUAGCACCCUGUCACCAUGUUGGCAAAAGCCAGAGGCAAGUGGAAGUGAGCUCAGACUUAGUAUAUUUGGAGAAGAUGGUAUAGAUCCUGUCCAAAUCACUCAGCCCUCACUGCUCCCGAUUGACAGUUCUGUGUCUCAGACAGCCUAAGUGCAUUGAAAAUUAAAUCACUGUUUUAAAAAGGAAGGGACCCUCUGUAAAUCACUCAGCUAAACCUGAUGGAGAAAUAAUGCAAGUUGAAAGUAUGUACCAGCUUGCGCGCAACUUCCUAAACUGCAAUCUCAGCUGUUAAGCCACUGGAGGAGUUGCUGAGUAGGGAACAGGGGUAUCAGCUUUGGAAUGAGGGAAGACUGCCAAUAUGUUGACUUGGCCAAUUUUAUAUUUCUCUUGACAUCUAUUUAUGGGGCAUUUAAAUCCUGGAAACCCAAAUUUCCCAGUGCCAUAAUAUUUUGUGUGCUUUUCCAAUAAGGAUUAGCCAGUAUACACUUUAUUUUAAAAGUGCUGGUAUCUUCUCAUUAUGCUACUUACUGUAUGGAGACCAAUUAAAUUUACACAAGUGUUGCCAGGUCACCUUCAUCUUGGCACCAUUGGCAGUAUAAUAAGAGCAAUGCAAAGUUUGUAAAGGUUCUGUGUAUCCAUAGCACCGCCAGUAAUUUUCCAUCAUUUUAAUGUCAAUAGACAGUUAACUGGCCUUUAUAGUGACAUUGAUUCAAUUGGAAUUGCAAUGGCAGUGCGAUCUCCGUUUUUCCUGGUUGGGUAAUAAUGCAGAGUCAGCAAUAUAAUGGGACUGCAGACUUUGUGUCAACCUAAUAACUAUGGGUGUGGCAGAUGCUGUGCAUAACAUUGCUCAGAGUCCAUUGUACUAUGACUUCUCAGUUUCUCAACUGUCAGUCUCAUGCCACAGCAUUGCAUUGAUUUAUUCUGUGUUAGUUCAUGGCACUGCCUUACACUUGUUUAUCCCAGGACGACAAUUUCGCAUUACAGUGCCUAGUUUUAUAAGACCAAAAGACCAUAAGACG
Carcharodon carcharias (great white shark) is the source of this 2185-nucleotide messenger RNA. RefSeq lists its product as uncharacterized. The record is from RefSeq and is a predicted model, not a curated record. The transcript has 8 exons. Lineage: Eukaryota; Metazoa; Chordata; Chondrichthyes; Lamniformes; Lamnidae. Gene Ontology annotation, cellular component: membrane. Bases 34 to 1008 code for a protein of 324 amino acids.